CUCCAGCAGUAGAGAAGGAGGAGGAGACUGUAGAGGAGGAGAUUGUAGAGGAGGAGAAUGUAGAGUUAGAGGUGGAGCCUGCAAAACCAGUUAUUGACGAGGCCACAUUCAACAUAAACAAUCAGAGAGGAUCGUCAAUGCUAGCAGAAACCUUUGGUCGACCAGAAGGAUUCACAUUCAGUAUGGCUGUACCAGAUCUCCCGUUCACACCCAUCAGCCCAGCUAGUGCAUCAAUCUUCCUCUUCCCUACUGCAAAGUCCAACACAGCAUUAACACCCUCUCAGCGAAGAUGCUCCACUCCAUACUCACUGAGACCACUGAGAUCACUAGGCAAGCAGCAAGAACAAGGACCUAUUCCUCCACAACCAAUCUUGACAGAGGUGGAAGAUUUCGCCAUGGAAACGGACACAAGUAAACCUGUAGAAACAGAAAGUGAUGUGAAACCAGAGACAGAAAAUAAGCCAGAAACUACUGAAAAUGAGAGGACACCUGUGCCUCAGGAAGAGGUCGCUAUGGAAACGGAAGACACUGCAAAAGCGGAAACGGAUGUACAAGGAGAAGCUGUGACAGGAGAGCCAGUAGAGAGGAAACCCUCAGAAAGCACAGAUGCCUCACCAGUGCAGGAAAAAGAUUUGCAGUACUUCAAGAACCUGGUAUCAUCAGAGACGACAAGACUGCUUGAUAGGUGCAGCAUCUGGGAGACUAUCAUGUCUGACAACAAACUAUCAGAGGAAGUGCUUGGCGAGAUCCGCAGCUCCAUCGGUAAGGCCAAACUCCUGAUAGACCAGCGCUUCAAGCAGUUCCUAGGCCUCGUCAAGAACUGUGAAUUUGGACUCGGUGAGAAGGUCACCCACUGCUCUGACCUAGAAGGAUUCUGGGAAAUGAUCUACUUCCAGGUGGAGGAUGUAGAUACUUUAUUCAAGGAACUUGAGAAGCUACAGGCUAAUAACUGGCAGAGAGAGGAGAAGAAGGUCGACAAACCAAAGAUCAUCAAGAAGAAGAAGCCCGUUACCAAGAAGCUGGUCGGAGGUGAAGCUGCUGCUAAGCGUAUUGCUGCAAGGGAGAGGCUCCUAGCCGCCAAGGCAGCGAUGCAGGCCAAGGCAACGAGAAAGGCGGAGUCGGAGAAGGUGGUCUUUGAAGGAGGCUUCUUCAAGGUUGAGAGCCCGGCCAGGAAGGCCACUCCUGCCAAGACCAAGGAGCUCCGUGAAGAUGGACUUAGUCGUCAAGCUCUACAGAACAGGACCAACAUCAUGGCCAGUCCAGCAUCCAAUCUGCGUAGCCCAGCCCUACUAAAGAGGACCAACAUCAUGGCAAGUCCUGCAUCUACUCUGUGUAGUCCAGCCCUGAAGAAGAUGACCAUCAUGGCCAGUCCAGGAUCCAAUUUGUGUAGUCCAGCUCUACAGUCCAAGAGGACCAAGAUGAUGGAAAGUCCAUUAACCAAUCUCUGCAGUCCAAUCAGGAGAAAGACCAGGAAGAGUUCCAUGGGCUUUGGAUUGAGCAAGGCUGCAUCCCUCUUCACACCUGAGAAGGAUACCCCAGAGAAAGGAGCCCCGGUCCAGGAUCUUAUCUCAUGGAACUGAUAGAUCUCACCUUGGCUGUCAUCGUCAUCAUACCGCUUUGGUCAUGUGACCAUUUUGACCAUGUGACUAUCUUGAGGCAAUCACCUGUUGCACAUGAGUCUGACAUUUCGGUAGAUGGAAAUCUAGAUGCAAUGAAGACAACAGUUUGAUUAAAGAAACUGUAAUGAGAGAAUCAUUCCUGGGUGAAAGGUGUCCAGCCCAGCCGUAAUUGUCAUCGUCGUGCCUUAGUCAUGUGACCAUCUUGAUCAUGUGACCAAUCUUAUGGAAGAGCAGCUGUUGCACAUGAGACUGUACAGACAAGUCUAUAUACUGAAGGGAAUAUAAUCAACUAAAACAUUAUGUAACAAAUAAAUCAUCUGUGAAUGAUAAAUGUCCAGUCUGCUUUGUCAACACUAGACCGCCUCAGUCACGUGACCAUCAUAUGGUAUCCUGUAGACACGCAGGGAAUUUUAGAUCUAAUGAAGACAGCACCACUUAAGCAAGUAAUGAGUGAGUCGUCUGGGACUGAUACAUGUCCAACCACUACUUAUCACUUGUCUGUUUUAUCUGAGCCAUCUAAUACCAGUAUGAAUACAAUGUUAAGUACAUGAUUUAAAGCAGCCGCUCAUUUCUAUCAUUUAGAGCAUUGUGGGAUUGCUAGGACCUGGGAUUUUAGUGUUGGGGUCAAAUAUUCUGAUCAUGUGAUCACUCCGAUUUCUGGUUUCUCUCCGUUAUGUGCACUCUAUGGGAACGGCGUGAGUUUCUACUUAAUUACAUUAUAUGGUUAGCUUCCACUGAAUUAUCCUUCUAAAAGCAGGAUAAUUUUGCCCGUGAAGGCGUCACAGCUCUCACAGGCAUUGUCCAGAUAAUAGCGGAGAAGCUAGUCAGUUUCUAUUGGGCAAAAUUUAUCCUCUAUCGGCUAUAUUAACGUAAAGCUUUUCAUCCAUGUCAUCUUCUAACUUCCACUGACAAUUUGAAUAUUUAGAUAUACAGGGAUUGUAAUCAUUUGGUCUUGAGAUUAUAUUAUAUUAAGGUUAUAUCAUCAUAUUAAAUGUAAAUAGUUUUUAGAUGCACUGUACUUUCACAUAAGGAGGAAUGUCUUGUAUACAUGUAUUUCUGUAUUUAAGUGCCCCAGAAUCAAGCCAAUAGUGAAUUGCAUUGACUUAUAGACUAAAUGUAGUUAUAGGCCAAACAGAAAAUCAUAUCAAUGUUUACCUCAAAAGUGUUUGGACAACCGACAUUGGACAUACACAUAUACAUGUUUAUGCAAAUUUGACAGGAAAAAGCCAAGUAAAAUGUGCUUGAAUUCAUGUGAUACUUAACAUUGUGGUUGAAAUUUUGUAUCUUCCAACAGCUCACAUCUUCCAACAACAUAAGGUGCGUUCAAUUAAAAUGUGGUAUACCCUUGAAUCUUGUGUUUUUCUUUCUUUCUUUUCAUUUCAUGUACAAAAAUGGCAAGAUUGUGAGUGGGUGGAAAAAAAACAGGAUCUAAAUGCAACAACUUCAUGUGUUCUCACUUGAUAUCUUUUUGUUAUAAAUACAGAAAUGUGCUUUCUUCAGAUAAAAUGAGAUUUUAUCUUACCCCAGCAGUAUAACAAGGCAUAUGUGAACAACUCUUAAUAUGGUCAUCAUGUCAUGUGAUCUAAAGUGUUUGUUCCAACUCACUAGUCUUGCUAUUAAUCAUAUAACAGUACUUUUAGGGGGCUUGAAAUCUAACUACAUUUUAAAUGAAAAAAGUCUGAGUUUACUUUCUGCAAUAAUUGCAGCCUUAAAUCGUAGGUGCAUAAUUUCAUUGAUAUUGAUCCAACAUCCUAUAGUAUUUAGAUCAAAGGUCGAUCUUAAAUUUGAUUUGUUGAUACAUGUGUGACAUACGUCUUUUUCUAUUUUAUGAACAAGAAAUGUAAAUAUAUACGAUCUAUGAUUAUGAUACACCCAAAAUGUAAAUAAAAGAAAUGAUUAACACUGAUAAAA
Messenger RNA from Strongylocentrotus purpuratus (purple sea urchin), 3530 nucleotides. RefSeq names its product disks large-associated protein 5. The transcript is spliced from 11 exons. Lineage: Eukaryota; Metazoa; Echinodermata; Echinoidea; Camarodonta; Strongylocentrotidae. Gene Ontology annotation, biological process: signaling. The coding region runs from base 138 to 1580 and encodes 480 amino acids. The record is from RefSeq and is a predicted model, not a curated record.